Messenger RNA from Purpureocillium lilacinum, 657 nucleotides. RefSeq lists its product as uncharacterized. Gene Ontology annotation, molecular function: enzyme activator activity; mRNA binding. Gene Ontology annotation, cellular component: P-body. The record is from RefSeq and is a predicted model, not a curated record. Gene Ontology annotation, biological process: deadenylation-independent decapping of nuclear-transcribed mRNA; positive regulation of catalytic activity; deadenylation-dependent decapping of nuclear-transcribed mRNA. NCBI's taxonomy places the organism in Eukaryota, Fungi, Ascomycota, Sordariomycetes, Hypocreales, Ophiocordycipitaceae.
AUGAGCCGAGCAACACCGCGCAAGGCGCGUCACACCCGCAAUCCCUCCAACCUCAUCCCCGCCGUCUCCGACUACGAGUCCGACGCCGCCGCCAUGCAAGCCUCGUACGCGCCGCCGCCACCGCGGACCAACACGGAGCUCAACCUGUCCGUCCUCCAGCGCUACCUGCCCUCCAUCCAGGGCAUCCUCAGCAUCGCCGCCAACGCCGUCAUCUACACCUUCGACAGCAGCUCCGAGAGCUGGGACAAGUCGGGCAUCGAGGGGACCCUCUUUGUCUGCGCGCAGAGCCCCGCGCCAGAGGACGCCAGCCACCACCCGCGCGCCUGCGUCUUCGUCCUCAACCGCCGAGGCCUCGACAACCUCGUCGUGGACCUCGCGAGGGUGAGCCAUGUCGAGAUUGCGGGCGAACUGGUCAUCCUGCGGGUUGAGGCUGGCUGGGAGGAAGGCGACAAGGUACUUGGCAUCUGGAUACACAACGACAAGGACGAGACACGCGAGAUCAACGGCGCCAUGAUCCAGGAGAGUUGGAAGGCCGUGCAGUCCGUCGGCGCGUCCGGACAGGGUCAGGAGGCAGGCCCAGCCAUGCAGGCCAUAGGAAGGCGCCUGUCGCUGAGCGAUUUGUUUGGGAAGCAGAAUGGUGCGGCCGCAGGGCACUGA